CAAUAGAUUAAAAGCUUAAUUAUUAAUUAUUACUGUAUCAUAGUCUAAUUCACAGGCAUAGCGAUUCCCAACCCCAAUUCCCCAACCUUUCUCUUUGGUUUCCCUCUUUUGGGUUUUCUCCUACAUUUCUCUCACUCUCUCGCUUGCGUUCUCUUCUGUCCUCUCUUCUCACUCACUCACUCACUCCUGAUGUGUAUGCAUUCACUCCUUUCUCUCUCAUCUCUCAGUUCAGAGUAGAGAAGUGGAGGUGAGAUGACAACCCUACGAUCGAGCUGGCCGGCGAGGCUGCGGCAACUACUUUCGACGGAAAGCGCCAUUGGCCCUUCCAUCAAGCUUGACUCUGAACCCCCUCCCAAGAUCAAAGCAUUCAUUGAGAGGGUCAUUCAAUGUCCAUUACAAGAUAUUGCUAUACCACUCUCUGGCUUCUGGUGGGAAUACAAUAAGGGUAAUUUUCAUCACUGGAGGCCAUUGUUACUUCAUUUUGAUACAUACUUCAAGACAUAUUUAUCAUGUCGAAAUGACCUAACAUUGUCGGGUAAUCUAGAAGAUGACACACCAUUACCCAAACAUGCAAUUUUGCAAAUAUUACGAGUGAUGCAAAUAAUUUUGGAGAACUGUCCAAACAAAAGUUCAUUUGAUGGCUUAGAGCACUUCAAGUUGCUACUAGCAUCAACGGAUCCUGAAAUUCUUAUUGCUUCAUUAGAAACUCUUUCUGCACUUGUAAAAAUAAAUCUCUCAAAGCUUCAUGGAAGUGCAAAAAUGGUUGGUUGUGGUUCAGUGAAUAGUUAUCUCCUGUCCCUGGCGCAAGGGUGGGGAAGCAAAGAGGAGGGGUUGGGAUUAUUCUCCUGUAUUAUGGCAAAUGAGAAAGCCCAAGAUGAAGCACUGUGUUUGUUCCCUUCUGAUGUGCAGAAUGGUUGUGACCAAUCCAACUACCGCAUAGGUUCUACCCUUUACUUUGAAUUGCAUGGACCAAAUGCCCAAAGCAAAGAACACAGUGUAGAUGCCAUUUCCCCAAGUUUGAGAGUUAUAAAUAUCCCAGAUCUGCAUUUGCGCAAGGAAGAUGACUUGUUGUUGUUGAAGCAGUGUAUUGAGCAGCAUAACGUUCCUCCUGAACUACGAUUUUCAUUGCUCACUAGAAUAAGAUAUGCUCGCGCCUUUCAGUCUCCAAGAAUAAGCAGGCUGUAUAGCAGGAUUUGUCUUCUUGCUUUUAUUGUGCUUGUCCAGUCCAGUGAUGCUCAUGAUGAGCUUGUGUCCUUUUUUGCUAAUGAACCAGAGUAUACAAAUGAAUUGAUUAGAGUUGUGCGAUCUGAGGAGACCAUUUCUGGAUCUAUUAGAACACUCGUAAUGCUUGCACUAGGAGCUCAGUUAGCAGCAUAUACGUCUUCUCAUGAUCGUGCACGGAUACUCAGUGGAUCUAGUAUGAAUUUUGCUGGAGGGAAUCGUUUGAUACUCCUGAAUGUGCUUCAGAGGGCCAUUUUAUCAUUGAAGAGUUCUAGUGAUCCAUCCUCCCUUGCCUUUGUUGAGGCACUUCUUCAGUUCUACCUGCUCCAUGUUGUGUCAACUUCUUCUUCUGGCAGCAAUAUUAGAGGCUCUGGCAUGGUACCCACAUUCCUGCCACUGCUUGAGGAUUCUGAUCCUUCACAUAUACAUCUUGUCUGUUUUGCAGUGAAAACCCUUCAGAAGCUUAUGGAUUACAGUAGCUCAGCUGUAUCUUUGUUUAAGGAGUUGGGGGGUAUUGAGCUUUUGGCUCAAAGAUUACAGAUAGAGGUUCACAGGGUCAUUGGUUUGAUUGGAGAAAAUAACGUGAUGCCCACUGGUGAAAGCUCAAAAAAUAGUACCGACCAGUUGUAUUUGCAGAAGAGGCUCAUAAAAGUCUCCCUUAAGGCACUUGGUUCUGCAACAUAUUCCCCUGCAAACAAUACUAGAUCUCCACAUUCACAUGACAGUUCAUUACCUGCUACGUUAGCCUUGAUUUUUGCAAAUGUGAAUAAGUUUGGCGGUGACAUUUAUUAUUCAGCUGUUACUGUAAUGAGUGAAAUAAUCCACAAGGAUCCAACAUGUUUUUCAGCUCUGCAUGAAAUGGGUCUUCCUGAUGCUUUUUUAUCUUCAGUUGCAUCUGGAGUACUUCCUUCAUCGAAAGCUUUGACAUGCAUUCCAAAUGGUCUUGGAGCCAUUUGUCUCAAUGCCAAAGGCUUAGAGGUGGUUAGAGAAACUUCAUCUCUGCGUUUCCUUGUUGAAGUCUUCACAAGCAAGAAAUAUGUAUUAGCCAUGAAUGAUGCUAUUGUUCCUCUGGCAAAUUCUGUGGAGGAACUUCUGCGUCAUGUAUCUUCAAUGAGAAGUACUGGUGUUGAUGUUAUCAUUGAAAUUAUCCAUAAGAUCACAUCCUUCGGAAAUGGUAAUGAAACAGGAUCCUUGGGAAAGGAUAAUGAGGGCAGUGCAAUGGAAACAGAUUCUUUAGACAAAGAAAAUGAAAGCAGUUGCGGCCUUGUUGACACUGUAGAUUCUGCUGCUGAAGUGGUAACUGAUGAGCAGUUUGUUCAGCUGUGCAUCUUUCACUUGAUGGUAUUGGUUCAUCGGACUAUGGAAAAUUCUGAAACAUGUCGACUAUUUGUGGAAAAAUCAGGAAUUGAAGCCUUAUUGACGUUAUUAUUACGACCAACUAUUGCACAAUCGUCAGAUGGCAUGUCUAUUGCAUUGCAUAGCACCAUGGUAUUUAAGGGGUUUGCUCAACAUCACUCUGCACCUCUGGCACGGGCAUUCUGUUCAUCUCUUAGGGAACACUUGAAGAAAGCACUGGCUGGGUUUGGUGCAGCUUCAGGGGAAUCAGGAUCUUUGUUGCUGGAUCCGAGGAUGACAGAUGAUAGCAGUAUCUUUUCAUCACUUUUCCUAGUUGAGUUCCUUCUCUUUCUCGCAGCGUCAAAAGACAACCGCUGGAUGACUGCCUUGCUUACAGAAUUUGGAAAUGACAGUAAGGAUGUGCUUGAAGACAUUGGACGUGUCCAUCGUGAAGUUGUGUGGCAAAUUGCUUUGCUUGAAAAUACAAAGCUUGAUAUUGAGAGCGAUGUUGCUUGUCCUUCUGAUGACUCACAACAGGCAGAAGUAGAUCCAAAUGAAACGGAAGAUCAAAGGUUCAGUUCUUUCAGGCAGUUUCUUGAUCCAUUGCUGAGAAGGAGGACUUCGGGGUGGAGUAUUGAAUCACAGUUCUUUGACCUUAUAAACCUGUAUCGCGAUUUGGGUCGUGCAACUGGUUCUCAGAACCGACUUGGUUCUGUUGGUCCUUCAACCAUGCAGUUAGGUUCCAUUGAUCAAUUGCAUAGUUCUGGGUCUGUGGAUACUUCUGGGGCCAGUAAUAGGAAGGAAUAUGACAAGCAAAGGACUUAUUAUGCCUCUUGUUGUGACAUGGUCAGCUCACUUUCAUUUCACAUUACCCAUUUGUUCCAAGAGUUGGGAAAAGGAAUGCUGUUACCUUCUCGCCGACGUGAUGAUAUUGUCAAUGUGAAUCCUGCUUCAAAAUCAGUUGCUUCUACUUUUGCCUGUGUUGCUCUAGAUCACAUGAAUUUUGGUGCACGUGUAACAUAUUCAGGGACUGAAGCAUCUAUAUCAACAAAAUGUCGUUAUUUUGGUAAAGUGAUUGAUUUUUUGGACAGUAUACUGAUGGAGAGGCCAGAUACUUGCAAUCCAAUUAUGCUGAAUUGCUUGUAUGGGCAUGGAGUAAUUCAAUCUGUGUUGACCACAUUUGAAGCUACUAGUCAGUUGCUCCUCACGGUAAAUUGUACCGCUGCAUCGCCUAUGGAAACUGAUGAUGUGCAUGCAAACCAUGAUUUCAAGGAAGAAACAGAUAAGUCAUGGAUUUAUGGUUCUUUAGCUAGUUAUGGUAAAUUUAUGGACCAUCUAGUGACUUCCUCUUUUAUAUUAUCUUCAUCCACAAAGCACUUGCUUGCUCAGCCCCUUACAAGUGACAAUACUCCUUUCCCGCGGGAUGCAGACACAUUUGUGAAGGUCCUCCAAUCCAUGGUGUUAAAGGCUGUGCUUCCAGUUUGGACUCAUCCCCACUUUGUUGAUUGUACUAAUGAAUUUAUUUCUACAGUUAUCUCCAUUGUUAGACAUGUUUAUUCUGGGGUUGAGGUGAAAAAUAUAAAUGGAAGCAGCAGUGCUCGAAUUACUGGGCCUCCUCCUAAUGAAACAGCUAUUUCAACCAUUGUAGAGAUGGGUUUUUCCAGGUCUAGAGCAGAGGAAGCUUUGAGGCACGUUGGGUCAAAUAGUGUGGAGUUGGCAAUGGAGUGGUUGUUUACCCAUCCAGAAGAGACACAAGAGGAUGACGAACUUGCUCGUGCACUUGCCAUGUCCCUUGGGAAGGCUGAAUCAGACAUGAAGGAUGCUGUUGUAAAUGAUGAUCUUCAACAGCUUGAGGAAGACAUGGUCCAACUUCCUCAUGUUGAUGAGUUAUUAUCAACUUGCACAAAACUUCUACAGAAAGAACACCUUGCAUUUCCUGUUCGUGACUUACUGGUGAUGAUAUGCUCUCGGGAUGAUGGUCACUACAGAUCUAAUGUUAUCAUAUUUAUUGUUGACCGGAUCAAGGACUGUGGGUUGGUUUCUAGUAAUGGAAAUAAUACUUCGCUUGCUUCUCUGUUUCAUGUUCUCGCUCUGAUUCUUAAUGAGGAUUCUGUAGCACGGGAAGCUGCUGCGAAGAAUGGUUUAAUCAAGAUUGCCUCAGAUCUUCUCUGCCAGUGGGAUUAUAGUCUUGAUAGUGGGGAUAAACAUCUAGUUCCAAAGUGGGUCACAGCUGCUUUUCUUGCAUUAGACCGGCUGUUGCAAGUGGAUCCAAAAUUGAAUUCUGAAAUUGCAGAGCUCUUGAAGAAGGAAGUGGUGAGUAUCCAGCAGACAUCAAUUACCAUUGAUGAAGAUAAACAACACAAAUUGCAAUCUGCAUUGGGACUUUCAUCAAAGUAUGCAGAUAUACAUGAGCAGAAGAGACUUGUUGAGAUUGCCUGUAGCUGUAUGAAGUACCAUCUUCCCUCAGAUACAAUGCAUGCUGUUCUGUUACUAUGCUCCAAUCUUACAAGGAAUCAUUCUGUUGCUCUUACCUUUUUCAAUGCUGGUGGUUUACGGCUGCUUCUUUCUUUGCCAACCAGUAGCCUAUUCCCUGGAUUUGACAAUGUUGCUGCUAAUAUUGUUCGUCAUAUUAUUGAAGAUCCCCAGACCCUGCAGCAAGCAAUGGAAUCUGAGAUAAAGCAUAGUUUUGCACUUGCAUCUAACCGGCAUCCCAACGGAAGAGUUAAUCCUCGCAAUUUCCUGAUAAAUUUAGCUUCUGUUAUUUCUCGUGAUCCCAUCAUAUUUCUGCAAGCUGCUCAAUCAGUUUGCCAAGUUGAGAUGGUAGGUGAAAGGCCCUACAUUGUCUUGCUGAAAGAUCGGGAUAAAGACAAAGCUAAGGAGAAAGAAAAGGAAAAGGACAAAUCAUUGGAGAAAGCUCAGAAUAAUGAUGGGAAUGUUGGUUCCGGAAUUACAAAUCCAUCAGCUUCUACAAAUGCUCAUGGAAGAAGUAUCGAUUCAAACUCAAGAAGUAUCAAAAGUCAUAGAAAACCUAUUCAAAGUUUCAUUAAUGUGAUAGAACUUCUUCUUGAAUCCAUAUGUACUUUUGUUGUCCCUGCUUUGAAGGAUGACCUCACUGGUGGCACCUCAACAUCAAGUGACAUGGACACUGAUGUAUGUACCUCAAAGGGGAAAGGAAAAGCAGUUGCCACUAUGUCUGCAGGGAAUGAAACGAACAGCCUGGAAGCUUCUGCAUCACUUGCAAAGAUAGUAUUUAUUUUGAAGCUUCUGACAGAGAUUUUGAUGAUGUAUUCACCUUCUAUCCAUGUUCUUCUUCGCCGAGAUGCUGAACUGAGCAGCACUAGGGGUAUUCAUCAAAAGAGUCAUGUUGGUUUCUGCAUGGGAGGAAUAUUCUACCAUAUUCUCCAUAAUUUUCUUCUAUGCUCUCGGAAUUCCAAGAAGGAUAAAAAAGUUGAUGGUGAUUGGAGGCAGAAGUUAGCAACUAGGGCUAACCAGUUUAUGGUGGCUGCUUGUGUUCGAUCUUCAGAGGCAAGGAAGCGGAUUUUUACAGAGAUUAAUCAUAUUAUCAAUGAAUUUGUUGAUUCAUGUAGCAGUGUUAAGCCACCUGGCAAUGAAAUUCAGGUGUAUGUAGAUCUACUUAAUGAUGUUUUAGCUUCUCGUACACCUGCUGGCUCAAGCAUCUCAUCAGAGGCUUCUGCCACAUUUAUGGAGGCUGGUCUGGUUAAAUCAUUUACUCGUACUCUCCAAGUGUUGAACUUGGACCAUGCUGAGUCAUCUAAAGUUGCCACUGGUAUUGUCAAAGCUCUUGAGUUGGUAACCAAGGAGCAUGUCCAGUCAGUUGAUUCUAAUGCAGGAAAAGGUGAUAGUUCAACAAAGCCUGCUGAUCUUACUCAAACCGUAAGAACAGAUAAUAGUGCUGAUGCAUCUCAGUCCAUGGAAACUGCAUCUCAGGACAAUCAUGAUACACUUCAAGUCGAGUCUUACAAUGCUAAUCAGUCUUAUGGUGGAUCUGACUCUGUUACCGAUGAUAUGGAACAUGAUCAAGAUCUUGAUGGGGGCUUUGCUCCUACUAAUGAGGAUGAGUACAUGCGUGAAACUGUUGAGGAUGCCAGAGGUCAUGAGAAUGGAGUUGGAAAUGCCGGUUUACAGUUUGAAAUUCAACCCCGUGGCCAAGAAAAUCUGGAACAAGAGGAGGAGGAAGAGGAGGAGGAGGAAGAGGAGGAGGAAGAUGAUAUGUCUGGAGAAGAGGGUGAAGAUGUAGAUGAUGAUGACGAGGAUGAUGAGGAACAUAAUAAUUUGGAAGAAGACCAUCACAUGCCUCAUCCUGACACAGAUCAAGAUGAUCACGAGAUGGAUGAUGAUGAUUUUGAUGAGGUGAUGGAAGAAGAAGAAGACGAGGAUGACGAAGAUGAUGAGGAUGGAGUAAUAUUGCGACUUGAGGAGCGCAUUAAUGGAAUUAAUGUUUUCGACCAUAUUGAGGUAUUUGGAAGAGAGAAUAGUUUUCCAAAUGAAGCUCUUCAGGUGAUGCCAGUAGAGGUUUUUGGAUCUAGACGUCCAGGGAGGACAACCUCUAUCUACAGCCUUUUGGGCAGAACUGGUGAUGCUGCUACUCCUUCACGCCACCCACUUUUGGUUGGUCCUUCUUCAUCAUUCCACCUGCCUACUGGGCAAUCAGAUAAUAGAUUGGAAAGCUCAACAGCUUUAGAUAGUAUCUUUCGAUCACUGAGGACUGGACGACCCGGUCAUCGUUCAAACUUGUGGAGCGAUAAUAACCUGCAAGGUGUGAUCAAUGCUGGUGUUGUACCACAGGGCCUUGAGGAAUUGCUUGUCUCUCAAUUGAGGCAACCCGCCUCUGAAAAGUCAUCUGAUAAAAGCAUUGCAGAAACUGGUACUCACAGCAGGGCUGAUGUCAGUCACAUGCAAGAUUCACGAGGUUCAAGGCUAGAAUCCCCAGUUGAAAAUAAUGCAAAUCAGGAAAGUGGAAUGGUGACUCCUCAAUCAGUUGAUAACAAUAACAACAAUGUUGAUAUCAGAUCUGCAGGAAAUGGGUCUCUGCAAGCUAAUGUAUCAAGCACUCAUUCACAGGCAGUUGAGAUGCAGUUUGAGAAUAAUGAUACAUCUGUGCGGGAUGUUGAAGCUGUGAGCCAAGAGAGUAGUGGUAGUGGGGCAACUUUUGGUGAAAGUCUUCGGAGCCUUGAUGUUGAAAUUGGAAGUGCUGAUGGUCAUGAUGAUGGUGGAGAAAGGCAAGUUUCUGCAGAUAGGCUAGCAGGUGAAUUGCAUGCUGUGCGCACAAGAAGAGUAAACAUGCCAUUUGGUCAUUCUUCUACAGUUAGUGGGAGAGAUUCAUCACUCCAUAGUGUUACUGAGGUUUCUGAAAAUUCAAGCCGAGAUGCAGAUCAAAAUGGUCCUGCAGCAGAGCAGCCAGUGAAUAGUGAUGCUGGUUCCGGAGCAAUUGAUCCUGCAUUUUUGGAAGCUCUUCCUGAGGAGCUCCGGGCUGAAGUUCUCUCAGCUCAGCAGGGUCAAGUGGCUCAACCAUCAAAUGUUGAAUCUCAAAGCACUGGGGAUAUUGAUCCAGAGUUCCUUGCAGCUCUUCCCCCAGACAUUCGAGCUGAAGUUCUGGCUCAACAGCAAGCACAGAGGUUACAUCAAUCUCAAGAGUUGGAAGGUCAACCUGUCGAAAUGGAUACAGUCUCAAUAAUUGCGACAUUUCCUUCUGAAUUACGGGAAGAGGUUCUUUUAACAUCAUCUGAUGCUAUCCUUGCAAACCUUACACCUGCUCUUGUUGCUGAAGCAAAUAUGCUGCGGGAGAGGUUUGCACAUCGAUACAGCAGGCCCCUCUUUGGUAUGUAUCCAAGAAAUCGACGAGGUGAGACCUCAAGACGGGGUGAGGGUGUUGGUUCUGGCAUGGAUGGAGCAGGGGGAAGCAAUACUUUGCGCAGGACUGGUGGAGCUAAGGUCGUUGAAGCUGAUGGAGCACCUUUAGUAGACACUGAAGCUUUGCAUGCUUUGAUUCGGUUAUUUCGCAUAGUUCAGCCACUAUAUAAGGGUCAAUUGCAGAAGCUUCUUUUGCAUCUUUGUGCUCAUAGUGAAACCAGAACUUCUCUGGUAAAAAUUCUGAUGGACUUGCUAAUGCUGGAUGUGAGGAAGCCCACCAGUAAUGUUAGUGCAGUUGAACCGCCGUACAGACUAUAUGGUUGUCAGAGCAAUGUAAUGUACUCGCGCCCUCAAUCUUUUGAUGGAGUUCCACCAUUGCUCUCUCGGCGAAUACUUGAAACUCUCACUUAUCUUGCUUGCAAUCAUCCAUAUGUGGCAAAAAUUUUGCUUCAGUAUAGGCUGCAUCAUCCUGCCUUAAGAGGAUCAAAUAAUGCUGCUCAUGUUUCACAUGGCAAAGCCGUUAUAGUUGAUGAUGAAAUAGAUGUAGAUGACGCUAAUGAUGGAUACAUAUCCAUUGCAAUGCUUUUGAGUCUCUUGAAACAACCCCUUUACUUGAGAAGCAUAGCCCAUCUUGAGCAGCUGCUAACUUUGCUGGAUGUUAUCAUCAAUAGUGCUGGAAGCAAGUCUAGUUCAUCUGACAAAUCCCAGAUUUCUACUAAACCGGUCCUGGAUUCACAAAUCUCUGCAACGGAUGCAAAUACUGUUCUUGAUGCAUCUUCUGAUGUCAAUGGUUCCUCCAAAUCCACAUCUUCUGGUACUAAGGAAGGCCAGUCUCAUCAAGUCUUGAGUACCCUGCCACGAGCUGAGCUUCGGCUUCUGUGCUCACUGCUCGCACUAGAUGGUUUGUCGGAUAAUGCAUAUCGUCUUGUUGGGGAUGUAAUGAAGAAAUUGGUGGCCAUUGCUCCGACUCAAUGUCAGCUUUUUGUCACGGAGCUGGCAGAAGCAGUUCAGAACUUAACUUCAUCUGCAAGGGAUGAGUUACGAGUCUUCAGUGAAACAAUGAAGGCUCUUCUUAGUACAACAUCAACUGAUGGAGCCACAAUUUUGAGAGUCUUACAAGCCUUGAGUUCUCUUGUCACCUCAUUGUCCGAGAAAGAGAAUGAUGGAAUAACUCCUGCUCUUUCUGAAGUUUGGGAGAUCAACAAGGCAUUAGAGCCCUUAUGGCAAGAGCUGAGCUGUUGCAUAAGCAAGAUAGAAUCUUAUUCCGAGUCUGCAUCCCAGGUUUUCACUCCUUCUAGGACCUCUGUGAAUAAAUUGCCUGGUGCCAUGCCUUCACUUCCAGCUGGUUCUCAAAAUAUCUUACCAUACAUAGAAUCAUUCUUUGUGGUUUGUGAGAAGCUGCAUCCUGCACAGUCAGGUGCUAUCAAUGACUCAGGUGUUCCUGUUAUUUCUGAUGUUGAAGAUGCAAGUUCUUCUGCUAGUCAGCAGAAAACAUCUGGACCUGCUGUGAAAAUAGAUGAAAAACAUGCUUCUUUUGUCAAAUUUUCAGAGAAGCACAGAAAGCUACUAAAUGCUUUUAUUAGGCAGAAUCCUGGCUUACUCGAGAAAUCAUUCUCCCUCAUGUUGAAGGUUCCAAGAUUUAUUGAUUUUGAUAACAAGCGUUCUCACUUCCGAUCAAAAAUUAAGCAUCAGCAUGAGCCUCACCAUAGCCCUUUAAGAAUCUCAGUAAGAAGGGCAUAUGUUCUAGAAGAUUCUUAUAACCAGCUUCGCAUGAGAUCAACUCAUGAUUUGAAGGGAAGGUUGACUGUUCACUUUCAAGGGGAGGAAGGUAUUGAUGCGGGCGGGCUUACAAGGGAAUGGUAUCAGUUGUUGUCCAGAGUUAUUUUUGACAAAGGAGCCCUGCUUUUCACUACAGUGGGAAAUGAAUUAACGUUUCAGCCAAACCCGAACUCUGUUUACCAAACAGAACAUCUAUCUUAUUUCAAAUUUGUGGGCAGAGUGGUUGGAAAAGCAUUAUUUGAUGGUCAGUUAUUGGAUGUGCAUUUUACUCGGUCAUUUUACAAACACAUCCUAGGUGUCAAAGUUACAUAUCAUGACAUUGAAGCCAUUGAUCCAGACUAUUUCAAAAACUUGAAAUGGAUGCUAGAGAAUGAUAUCAGUGACGUUCUAGAUCUUACCUUUAGCAUCGACGCAGAUGAAGAAAAGUUGAUAUUAUAUGAAAGAACUGAAGUGACUGAUUAUGAGUUGAUACCCGGUGGACGGAAUAUAAAAGUUACAGAGGAAAAUAAGCAUCAAUAUGUUGAUUUGGUUGCUGAGCAUCGGUUGACCACUGCUAUUCGGCCUCAGAUAAAUGCUUUCUUGGAAGGGUUUAAUGAAUUGAUUCCCAGGGAGUUGAUAUCAAUAUUCCGUGAUAAAGAGCUAGAAUUAUUGAUCAGUGGACUUCCUGAUAUUGAUUUGGAUGACUUGAGAGCAAAUACAGAAUAUUCUGGAUAUAGUGCUGGAUCACCAGUUAUCCAAUGGUUUUGGGAAGUUGUUCAAGGUUUCAGCAAAGAAGACAAGGCUAGACUUUUGCAGUUUGUAACUGGCACAUCCAAGGUGCCCUUGGAGGGUUUUAGCGCCCUUCAAGGAAUUUCUGGCUCCCAGAAGUUUCAGAUACACAAGGCAUAUGGCAGUCCAGAUCACUUGCCUUCUGCACAUACUUGUUUCAAUCAACUAGAUUUGCCAGAGUAUCCAUCUAAACAACAUUUAGUGGAGAGGUUACUGCUUGCUAUUCAUGAAGCAAAUGAAGGAUUUGGGUUUGGUUAAAACCUUUUUUCGGUAAGAAAAAGGGUUUUGGUGUUUGGAGGGGAUAGGCACAAAAUACUUCUUUUACAUUUUAGGUUAGAAGCUAUUUUUAAAGUGGUACAGGUUACAAUAUUUCAAGUUUUAUAUCAAUGUUAAUAUGCUGUACAGUCCUAUAUUUUGCAAUGGGAAAUGCCUAUGGCAAUUUUUCAAUUAAAGUUUUGACCCCUUA
This is a messenger RNA of Arachis ipaensis, 11440 nucleotides long. RefSeq names its product E3 ubiquitin-protein ligase UPL2. Gene Ontology annotation, biological process: protein polyubiquitination; ubiquitin-dependent protein catabolic process. Gene Ontology annotation, molecular function: ubiquitin protein ligase activity; protein binding. Gene Ontology annotation, cellular component: cytoplasm. The record is from RefSeq and is a predicted model, not a curated record. Lineage: Eukaryota; Viridiplantae; Streptophyta; Magnoliopsida; Fabales; Fabaceae.